Molecule: messenger RNA, 1342 nt
Organism: Zootoca vivipara (common lizard)
Lineage: Eukaryota; Metazoa; Chordata; Lepidosauria; Squamata; Lacertidae
Gene: FABP7
Product: fatty acid binding protein 7
Molecular function (GO): lipid binding
Source: RefSeq, a predicted model, not a curated record
UUUUGUGUGGACUGAGUUAAGUGGCAUUGUUGUAACAAUAUUUUAUACUAUAUCUCACUUCUUUAAUACCCUUCAUUUUCCUUGGAGAAACAAUGUCGCUUUAGUCAGUGUAUAUUACCCCUCCUCUUGAUAUAGUUCAUUCCUUUUUGGCAUGGGUUGGGGAAAAGGAGGGGUGGGCAGAUAUGCUAAUUCUAUCUUUCAUACUUUCCCCUUUUUAGGGAACAAGGGGUUAAUCCCUGGUUUUCUUUGCAAGACAAAUAACAGCCCAGUGUCUUUUAAAAAUCUUCACCAGCAUAUAGCGUUUCAGUGGAAACUAAUCUGAAUGUCUUAUUGUGUGGCUCUCCCUUUUGAGGCCGCCACCUCCCUGUGCCAAGUUUUCAAACACAACUUAAAAGACCCUCAGACAUUUUUACAUUCCCCUCACUCACAGAAGGAGCCUCUUCUUCUCCCUCCCCUGAUUUCCAAUCUGAAUAGGAUGGCUAGUCCAACCAGCUCUGUUGACCCAGUGGCCUGAUCCAAUCAUCUAACAGACUGGAAACCUUCCUUCCCCCCAACUCUCCCCCCCCUUUUACUCUGCCUCAAAGGAGCAAUGAGGAGGCCUGGGUGGAGCCUCCAAUUUAAGUUAUUUUCGAGUUUGCGUGCCUCUUCCAUCAGUAAAGAGCUGGAGUGAAGGUGCAAGAUUUGAACACAGGAAUAGUAACACCUGCUCUCGCACCAGCUGCUGCCUCUCCCUCUCAUUCAACAGCCAAAAUGGUCGAGGCAUUCUGUGCUACCUGGAAGCUGAUUGACAGCCAGAACUUUGAUGAGUACAUGAAGGCACUGGGAGUUGGCUUUGCUACUCGCCAAGUUGGGAAUGUGACCAAACCAACUGUGAUCAUCUGCCAGGAAGGAGGCAAGGUGGUGAUCAGAACCCAGAGUACCUUCAAGAACACAGAAAUCAGCUUCAAUCUGGGAGAAGAAUUUGAUGAAACUACCGCAGAUGACAGGAACUGCAAAUCAGUGGUGACCAUGGAUGGUGAUAAGUUAAUUCAUGUACAGAAAUGGGAUGGCAAAGAGACAAACUUCGUUAGAGAAAUUAAAGAUGGUAAAAUGGUCAUGACCCUCACCUUUGGUGAUAUUGUUGCUGUUCGUCAGUAUGAAAAAGCAUAGAAAUGCCACUCUCUUGUUGGGGUUUGUAUGAAGAACUGUCUUCAUACUAUCAUCUCUGAAAUGAGCAAUGCUGACACGGAAGGAAAACCAAGUGCUAGUUUGUUUUUUUUACCUGUAUAUCAUCAAAUUGGCAAACUCUUGCUCUGUAAAUUGCCAGCAGUAAAACUUUGCAAUAAAUUUCUGAAAUUCUUGC